CUUGAUCAAACUUGUUUCCUUCUUUUGGGUCGUGUCCGCGCCUGAACUGAACUCAUUCGCAUUCUGCUGAUCAAGUCGCUGUCACUCUUCUUUAGCAUCACAAGUAUUAUAUACACCACAGCGCUAUUGGACUGUGUUUUCUUGCUGUUGUUUGUUUACAGGAUAGUGUCCUGUGCUGGCCGAAGCUAUCUUUCACAAACUAAGCUUCCCUUCAUCAGUCAUGUCUAACACGGCUCCUGGCCAGUCUCGGCCAGACGAUGCCAGAUGUUACAACUGCGGCGAUUCUGGCCAUUGGACUGUUGCAUGUCCAGAGCCUACUAGGGAAACUCCUGCUGGUCUCGCAGCUUGGAGAAACGCCAACACUCCUGGACACGGAGGUAAUAGAGAUCAUCAUGGCGGAUCGAAAAAGUCUAAAGGUCCUAUCAUUACCAAAUACACACCUGCGCCUGUAACAGCAUCAGCACCAGGCGUGGCUCGAUAUGGUCCUCCUCCAGGAUAUGGACCACCACCUGCACACUACCCCGCGGGGCCUCCCUCCUAUCCUCCACAGUACCCUCCUUACGGAUCCCCAGCAUCUAACUAUGCACCACCUGGCUACUCACCUCCAGGAUACUCUAAUCCAUAUCCUCCACCUUCGUAUGGUGGUCCUCCCCCAGGUCUUCCGGCACCUCCUCCCAGACCUCCUGGCACUUAUGCUUCUCCUCCUCCGCCUCCACCUCAACCCCCAGCGCAACCACCAUCAUAUCCACCACGUCCAUAUGGUCCUCCUCCGCCUCGUCAAGACCAUUUACCCUACCCUCCACAACCUCAUUAUCCCCAUUAUCCUCCGCCAGCUUCAGUGCCAUAUGGGCAGCAUCCACCGCCGCCAUCAUACCCGCCCCCUUAUCCCUCUCACAGCGCGCCUCCGACAUAUGGGCACCCUCCGCCUUCACGGCCUCCUAUCCCGUCACCAGCACCACCUUCUGCAUCGCGUCCACAUAGAUCAGCUUCAUCCUCUGUACCACGCCAGAAUUCUGUAUCAACAUUACCUGUGUCAGCUUCUUUGCCCCCUAAACCUUCUCUGCCCCCAAAACCACCACAACCCAAUCAGCAUGGUCAACCUAGUAGAGGACGUCGGGACUUUCCUGACCAUUCUCGAGAUCAUCGUAAUAAGCGGAAGAAUGACCGACACUCUCGCAAUCACGACAACCGACAAAAGAAGAAUCAGCCUCAAUCUCGGCCGGAUCAGAAGGCACAAGACAAUAACAACAGACGUCUUGAUUCCAAGACGCCCAACCUUCCUAAACCUGCAUCGUCUCCUCAACAGGGAGAUAAGAAAGGCUCCGCAACUGCCGUUAAGCCAAAGUCAAGCCCGCCUGCUGCUUCUCCUGAAACUAAAAAGGUUCAAGUUGAAACUCCUAAACCUGAUUCAUCACAGAGACCAGAUACAGCACCCGAAAAGACUGUCGACGAUGAAUUUGAAUGGGACAAGAAGGCCAUAUUCAUUGAGGCAGAGCCACGUCAUCCGCCAGAUGAGGUUGGUAAGCCAUUGCCAGCAGAAUAUAAUGAUGAGGUGCUUCUUCCUAGAAAAUGGGAUGCAAAAUGCAUCGAGUCGGACUAUGUUCAAGCUGACAAUAUCGAGGAAUACGUGAAGCCAAUACACGAAACCCCGUAUUGGUCAAAGAUCGAACACGACCCCGCGUUCGUACGAGACGGCAAGCUUCCUAGCGGAGAUCCUAUAGCCAAGCUCCCGCCAAAGCCAAAACCAAAACCAAAACUAGAGGAGAUCGCUCGGAGUGAAAGCUCCGAAAGUGGCGAGGUCCAUGAACGACUUGCAAAACGAGGUCACCCAGAUGACGAUACCCCUGGUGAGCGUCCAGUGAAGAGACAAAGAUCCCGAAGUUCUUUAGAUGCCAGCCGCAGAGGAUCACGGGGAGGAUCACGGGGAGGAUCACGGGGAGGAUCACGGGGCCGAUAUUCGCGCUCGCGUGAUUCAUACGUUCCGCAAGGACGCAGGUCACGUCCAGGUAGUCCCGAACGUCGACCUACAGAAUUUCGUAAUGUCGACGACCAGCGACGGUCUAUAGACCGGUACCAACCAGAUCGGGAUAGAGAUCAUAGCCGUGGUCGUGGACGUCGCCGGAGUCGGAGUCGAAAUCGCAGUCGCAGUCGCAGUCCUAGCCGCAGCCGUCGCCGUAAUCGUACUCCAGCGUCGCGCGACUCAUCGGUAUCUGCUGCAUCUUCAGGAUUGGAUUCAUUGGAAGCCGAGUUGCUGGGACGAGAUACUAAAGCAAAGACUCCUGAAGGAUCCCCGAGACAAAAAUCGUCCAUGUCGGGCCUCAAGCCAAAACGGCGACAAGCGAAGCUCGAUUCAGCUUAUAGUCGCCGUUGGUAGGCUACACAACAGCACUGGUUGCGUAUUACAACUUCUCAACCUACUGGUACUUGAUGCUUUCUUUCUUCCGUUCCCCAACUUGGAACCGCAACUCGCGUUGCAAUGAUUCCAUUGUAUCUAGGCCAGGCACUAUUCCCUCUCUACUCUUCUCUUCUCUCCCCUUUAUUCA
Molecule: messenger RNA, 2543 nt
Organism: Fusarium redolens
Lineage: Eukaryota; Fungi; Ascomycota; Sordariomycetes; Hypocreales; Nectriaceae
Exons: 3
Coding region: 221-2374 (717 amino acids)
Molecular function (GO): nucleic acid binding; zinc ion binding
Source: RefSeq, a predicted model, not a curated record